Molecule: messenger RNA, 2142 nt
Organism: Exaiptasia diaphana
Lineage: Eukaryota; Metazoa; Cnidaria; Anthozoa; Actiniaria; Aiptasiidae
Product: F-box only protein 7
Exons: 10
Coding region: 113-1723 (536 amino acids)
Biological process (GO): autophagy of mitochondrion; positive regulation of autophagy of mitochondrion
Molecular function (GO): protein kinase binding
Source: RefSeq, a predicted model, not a curated record
ACCAAGAUGGCGACGUACAUGACGACUUUUCGUUUCUUCAAAACAUCAACAAACUCGGAUAUUUUCAGAACCAAAUCAUGGRUGUGAAUGGAGUAUUUGACAUUUUGAAGUAAUGAAGCUAAGGAUACGUUUUCAAAAUCGUAGAGAGCUAAUCGAGGUGCCUAAUCCAGAAUGUACUUUACCAGAGUUGAUACGGACUGUUGGCGUCCAAUUUUCUUUACCGGAGUCUACAUUUGGAUUAUCUCUUGAUGGCAAGACUUUGUUACACACAGAUGAAAAUGCAACYCUCUCUGCUUUAGGGAUUGUAGGAGGGGAUUUGCUUCAYAUAUUACWGAACAGUAUUACAGAWAGURGCAGUGAAUUGUCAUCAAACGUGACUGUCAAUCAAAGUGUUACCUCUCAUGCCGUAUCAUCAAACACUGUUGAUCUUGAAGAGCCAUCCACAUCUGAUAUURGAAUGUCAUCUUUGAAUCAAAACAACAGCAAAUCAGAUGAAAUGUUAAGUGCACCAAAAGAAACUUUUAAKAAAGAAARKAAAUUUAUUAACUCUGAAAAAYCCCAAAAUGUAGCUGGYAAAGACCAUCAGAGAGCAGGRUCAAGCAAUGUUAUUACAGAACAAAAACAAAUAAGACUUGAAUAUGCACCUAAAGUACUACUGUGUCGAGAUGGCAUGCCAUAUUCACUUCAAUCGUCGUAUGAAAUAGCAGCAGUUGUUACAAUGCAUCAAGCAGUUUGUGUUGCAGUUCAUGUGUUAAUGUUAGAAACUGGAUUUGUYAAUUAUAACCCAGAGGCGAAUGAACAACCAAUCAAAGAACCUUCUGCUUCUGACAAUAGCAAUACAGCCAGUAGUUCUGGACCAAUCAUAUCCCAGAAUUGGAAGACUGACAGUGGUGCCAGGUUUCUCUAUAGUCAUCCAGCUUGUCCUGGUUUAAUGUGUAGUGUUGUUUGUACCUCCCUUGGUCCGUAUGUACUAGCUCAUGGAAUGUCUAACAGUCCUUCAUGUAGCGAGGUUCAUCAGUGUAGAUUAUCAGCAGCUGACUUUGUCAAAGGCAAUGUGGAUCUUAAGUCCAGCAGUGCUGUAGAUGUUUAUAAAAAUCUACAGCGUCUUUCAAUGGCUGUGAAGGAUCAAAUUGCAUAUCCCUUGUUGUCAUCCAUGAGGCAUGAACUGAAUUUAGAAGAAAUUUAUGGAUUUAUGGCAUUACCAACUGAAGUUAAGCUGAUGGUUCUCUGCMUGCUUCCUGUCAAAGACAUUCUCCAGAUAUCAGUAACAUGCCGUGAAUUACAGACCAUCACUAGUGACAGUAUUCUGUGGCAGCAGUUAUGUUUUAGAGAUUUUGGAUUGUUGUCAAAAGGAAAAUACACUACUUGGAAAAUGGAGUACAAGCGACGGUAUAAAGAUUAUCUGGAAAGAAAACAAGAUAGUCAGCGCAUGACCUUUGUUGUGCCUGGACAAGGAAUGUAUGACCCACCAAUAUUCUCAGCUCCACAUCCUCCAUUUGCCUUUCCUGGAAUCCAUGGUGGACGACAUGAUAUGUUCCCAAAUGUCCCUUUUAUGCCUGGUGGUAUAAACCCAGGGUCUCUUCCAACACCUGGAAAUUUUCCCCGUCCUCGUUUUGACCCUUUUGGACCUUUACCAGAAAUGGACAUUAAUCCUGGACCCAACAGAAGAGGACGAGGAAGAGGGCGUGGUCGAGGAGGGUUCCCUCCUGGUCCUUUUUUCUAGAAGCUGUUAAAAUGAACAUGUUUCGAUGUCAUGCCAUUAAUAACAAACACAGAGCACACAAGCUGCAUGAAGUCCAAAAAAUAAUGACCAAAGAUGAGUUAAUGAUAGAACAUUUUAAUAUGCCUUAAAGUUACUGAAGUACUGUAUUUCCAAAUGAAUAAAGAGCUUUAUGAUGUCCAAGGACUAGUUCAAAUGACUAAGUAGUGUAUGARGGAAUUUUGUAGAAAGUUUGACAUGUAAAUUGGCUGAAUUUAUCACAAGCUUAUGGCACAGUUAGUCAAGGCUGAUAAAAUUUAAACUGUAACAUCAAAAGUACAAAUUCUAUAAAAAUUGUUUAACAAAAGUAYUGRAAGGCAUUUGUUUGAAAAGGRCGUAAGUUUACUACAAAAACGUUUGCAAUAAAAUUGCUUUUAGAAUGA